Ilex paraguariensis (yerba mate) is the source of this 336-nucleotide messenger RNA. NCBI's taxonomy places the organism in Eukaryota, Viridiplantae, Streptophyta, Magnoliopsida, Aquifoliales, Aquifoliaceae. The record is from the annotation of a GenBank genome assembly.
AUGGUGAUACAUUUGGGUGCUGAUUGUGCACGUGAAACAUUGGUUUUAGACCCUCCAUCUGUGAGAGAAAAAGGAGUAACAAUGCUCGCAAGAAAAGCUAUUUGGAGAAGAAGAAGCCAAGGAAGAAUGGAGGUUACACAUGUUCUCAAUCCGGUUUUGAACCAGGAAAAAGUAGACCACCUUAUAAUGACGGGACCAGCUUUUCACCCACCAGUCCAAUCACCUGGCAUGCCCCUACAUGUUAACUUUCAUAUUCAGGACUCUUCGAACAAAAUUGCUGAAAAUGAUAUGAGCAUGAAGCUACCAGACUUGAGUCAUGGUGGCCAAGAUAUUUAA